AUGUCCCGCUCUCAUGACCUUGCUCUACGAAAGCUUUGCGCCAACCCUGAAACUCUCACUCGGGCCCAGGUUCUCCUGCAUGCUGCCAUCCUAAAGACAGGUCCUGGUUCGGGAUAUAACUUGGGCACCGAUGUCGUUGGUCUCCCAGCCAUUUGUGCAUAUCUAGCAUCACAAGAGCUGAAUAACGGGGAUGUAUCCGAGAAGGUGGCACAAACCGCGUCGUGUCUCGCUCCCAAGUUCUUCAAGAGCACUGUGAAGAUCGUCCAGCAGGCUCUUGCCACUGCACUUGCGCAAACACCAGGCCCUAGCGGGCCAUUGGUCUAUGAAACGCUGAUACGCGACAAUAAGCUCGGGAGGAAGGCUUUCGUUUUAGGCUGUGCGAAAGAUGUGGAGAGUACAUUGCUCGCAAGCCGCAUGCUCCCCCAAGAAUUCCAUCCUCCGUGUGACGUUCUGAGAGUUGCAGUGUUUUGCUGGACGUGUAACAACCUCCUCAAGAUUCGCAAAGUACGUCCGGACGUCCUACUGAAUCAGUAUGGACAAGCCAAGCGCGAUUACGACGAGAUAAUUGAGAUUGUCGAGUCGACGUGCCAGGAAGUUGGGGAGAAGAUCAGACAAAAGGUGGCUGAGCUCUCGAACAAAGUGGCGGCAGCAUCUCAAGCCUCGAGCCCAGCGCGGUCGAAACGUACGCCGGCCAAUUCAGUCCCAGGUUCUCCAACCAAGCCUGCUCUUCGUGCAACCAUCGCAGAUAUGAGUGACACUACGUCUUCAAAUAGGACACCUACACAGAAGCGCAAGGUAGCGUUCGUUACAGGUCACCUGGAGGAAGGUCGAGAAUUGCCCGAGACCCCGUCAAAGCGACCUCGAAUCGCUUCUCCGGCUAAGUCAACAGGUGUGCCAGGCGGCAAGUCGACACAUUCUGACUUAUCUCGCGUUGCUACGCUGCGAGACAAUAUCUUCCCAGAGGUCCCAGUCUGUGCCAACGUAUCCGCUUUGGAUCUUUUGUGCCCAUCGGAUCAUUCUUCUUCUCCUGCUUCUGCAGAUAUGGACCACCUAGUGGAAAGUGAAGGCGCCCCUUCUCAAACAUCGUUUUCCGUGGUACCUCCUGCCACCCCCAGCCGCAUCACACCUGCUCGGUCACCAGCCACACAUGUAACAUCCCAGGCAACGCCCCGCAGCGGCAGACGUAGCCCCUCAAAAGUCGUCCGAAUUCCUUCGCCGCUUCAAGACAUCCAGUCUGCGAGGCCAAAGCGAUUCAGACCGAUUUUCCUCGACCAGCAGCAGUGGUCACAGGCUGAUCCCAGGAUCGAACGCGAAUGGAAGAUGGCAAUUGCGAAGAGAGCAGAACUAAUGCAGAACUAUGGACGUUCGGCGCAUGGCGAGGUAGCUGUUAGGAUGCCGAUCGCUGCAUAG
Messenger RNA from Fibroporia radiculosa, 1410 nucleotides. RefSeq lists its product as uncharacterized. The record is from RefSeq and is a predicted model, not a curated record. The coding region runs from base 1 to 1410 and encodes 469 amino acids. The transcript is spliced from 3 exons. NCBI's taxonomy places the organism in Eukaryota, Fungi, Basidiomycota, Agaricomycetes, Polyporales, Fibroporiaceae.